Molecule: messenger RNA, 1005 nt
Organism: Zychaea mexicana
Lineage: Eukaryota; Fungi; Mucoromycota; Mucoromycetes; Mucorales; Lichtheimiaceae
Exons: 3
Coding region: 1-1005 (334 amino acids)
Biological process (GO): regulation of transcription by RNA polymerase II
Molecular function (GO): DNA-binding transcription factor activity, RNA polymerase II-specific; RNA polymerase II cis-regulatory region sequence-specific DNA binding
Source: RefSeq, a predicted model, not a curated record
AUGGACAGACAACAAGGAGGAAGUGGUAGUGGUCACCCUCACUUUCAACAACAACAACAGCAGCAGCAAGACGCAACGGUGACAGGAGCAGCAGCAGUUCCCAAUUCGGGAGACAAGAUGGUCAUGACUAGCAUGGCAAUGGACAUGUUUAACCAUUUCGACCCGACCGGAGGUAGUGCUACCGCCGACUUGUUUUCAUCGUUACCACUGGAUGCUACCAUGAACACUGUUAACGAGCACAUGUGGCACCCAACGCAACAACAUCCACAGAUAAAGCGAGAGGAGCAGCAUUUCAGCUUCUUAUCAUCUGAGUUAUACCCAUCUGCUCCUGCUCCUCCUCCUACUGGUAACGAGCAACAGCCAAAGGCUCAUCGUCGUAGCUUGCCAACAAAUAAUUUGAUCACGCCGCCGCUGUCGUCGUCAUCAUCGCAUCCACGUCAACGACGCUAUACCGAAGGCGUACUGCCUGUACAACCCGAACAUCACCAGCAACAACUACAACAACACGACAUGGAAGAUGAUGAACACCGACGUAAAAACUUUUUAGAGCGCAACCGUCAAGCUGCAUUGAAAUGUCGACAACGCAAAAAACAAUGGUUGGCCAACUUGCAGCAUCAAGUGGAAUACAUGAACACGGACAACAAGCAGCUGGAGCACGAGGUCACGGCUCUACGUGAAGAAAUUUUGAAUUUAAAAACUUUGAUCAUCGCACAUAAGGAUUGUCCAAUAGCUGCUCGUCGAAAUAACGACAACAACAACAUCAUUAAUAGCAGCAGCAGUAUCCCUCAUCAACAACAACAACAAGAGAACCUACAACAACAGCCCCAUGCAACUGAUAGCAACAAUACUACCACCAUGAGUCGUCCUGCUGCUACUGACCCCUUUUAUCCACAUCCGAACCAAGAAUCACCACCUUUAUAUAUGACCUCGAACAGCAACAAUGCAUUAUCAUCCUCUCCUAGCCAUCAUCACCAUCAUCACCGUCCUCACGAUUUGAUACAGUAA